CUGAGCGGGCAGGGUAGGACUUUGGUUCCCGGCAGGAGGCUGGCCUACAAGGAGAGGGAGAAUCGAAUUAAACCGGGACCGGCCUUACACCAGAUCUAGAGUGUCUAGGACCCAAGGUGCUACACCCCAAGGGGACGUGGUCCCUUGCGAGCGAGGCCUUUAGGGCUGAGGAAGGUCGGGUUCUGAGUGGACUGGGUCGUGAUGUGCAGGAGACUGCCAUCUGAAUAUUAUUCGGCUCUUGUCCGCCUGGCAGCAUGAGGCAUCGCACCCUAACCUCCAGCCCGGCCCUCUGGGCCUCUAUACCGUGUCCACGCUCUGAACUGCGUCUAGACCUGGUUUUAGCUUCUGGACAGUCCUUCCGGUGGAGGGAGCAAAGCCCUGAACACUGGAGUGGCGUGCUGGCAGAUCAAGUAUGGACACUGACUCAGACCGAGGAGCGGCUCUAUUGUACUGUGUACCGAGAAGACAAGAGCCAGGUGGGCAAGCCCACCCUAGAGGAGCUGGACGCCCUGCACAAGUACUGUCAGCUGGAUGUCAGCCUGGCUCAGCUGUAUAGCCAAUGGGCUUCUGUAGAUUCCCACUUCCAAAAAGUGGCUCAGAAAUUCCAAGGUGUGAGACUGCUGAGACAAGACCCCACAGAAUGCCUUUUCUCCUUCAUCUGUUCCUCCAACAACAACAUUGCUCGAAUCACUAGCAUGGUAGAACGGCUGUGCCAGGCCUUUGGACCUCGCCUCAUUCAGCUUGAUGAUGUCACUUAUCAUGGCUUCCCCAGCCUUCAGGCCCUGGCUGGUGAGUCGGUCCAGAGGUGGAGGCUCACCUCAGAAAGCUGGGCCUGGGGUACCGGGCCCGCUAUGUAUGUGCCAGCGCCAAAGCCAUCCUGGAAGAGCACGGUGGGCCGGCUUGGCUGCAGCAACUUCGAGCAGCCCCUUAUGAAGACGCCCACAAAGCCCUCUACACCCUGCCCGGGGUGGGCACCAAGGAACUAGAUGGAUGGUCCAGAGGUUAAGAGCACUUGCUCUUCCAGAGGACCCAAGUUGGAUUCCCAGCAUCCAUGUCAGGUGGCUUUCAAUUACUACCUCUCACUCCAGUCCUAGGGGAUCUGAUACCCUCUUCUGGUCUCCAUGGGCACCUGAACACACAUGACAUACACACACACACAAAUAAAAUAAAAACAAAUCUGUUAAAAAUAAAAUAAAGCCGGGCGGUGGUGGUGCACGCCUUUAAUCCCAGCACUCGGGAGGCAGAGCCAGGCGGAUCUCUGUGAGUUCGAGGCCAGCCUGGUCUCCAAAGCGAGUUCCAGGAAAGGCGCAAAGCUACACAGAGAAACCCUGCCUCGAAAAACCAAAAAAAAAAAAAUAAAUAAAUAAAAUAAAAUAAAAUAAAAUGAAUUUUUGGUACUGGCCACCAAGCCUGACAACAUUAGUUCAAUCCCUGAGACCCACGUGGUGGAAGGAGAAACUGAUUCCCAUAGUUGGCCUCUGACCUCCCUUGGACUCCUGCCCCAUGAAUAGAUAACUAUGUACAAUUUUUAAAUUUUAAAUGGAUUCACUUAACUUUGAAAUUAAAAAAAAAAAUUCUGUGUA
Peromyscus californicus insignis is the source of this 1583-nucleotide messenger RNA. It is a transcript of the gene Ogg1, whose product is annotated as 8-oxoguanine DNA glycosylase. The record is from RefSeq and is a predicted model, not a curated record. NCBI's taxonomy places the organism in Eukaryota, Metazoa, Chordata, Mammalia, Rodentia, Cricetidae. Gene Ontology annotation, biological process: base-excision repair; base-excision repair, AP site formation; nucleotide-excision repair. Gene Ontology annotation, molecular function: 8-oxo-7,8-dihydroguanine DNA N-glycosylase activity; damaged DNA binding. The coding region runs from base 255 to 986 and encodes 243 amino acids. Gene Ontology annotation, cellular component: nucleus. The transcript has 5 exons.